Ectocarpus sp. CCAP 1310/34 is the source of this 4296-nucleotide messenger RNA. Lineage: Eukaryota; Phaeophyceae; Ectocarpales; Ectocarpaceae. The record is from the annotation of a GenBank genome assembly.
AUGGACGAUAAGGAAAGUCUUGGACAAAUAUCCGCUGCUGUCGGGCGCGUCUGUCUGCGGUUCAAGAGCGGACCCAACGCGCCGUCGCCGCAAGGGCAAGUUUUUGCUAGAUGCACUUUCGUCGGCCGAGGCGAACCAUUCUUCGUACCAACGCCGCUCGCCGCCGACGGUCAGGCACCUCCGGUGGUAGACAAAGCCACUGGAUCACCGCAAACGCUGCUAUCAUCGGUGCACUCGGAGCCUGUCGACAUCACCGAAGCCGUUAACUCGCAGAUCGAACAAGACGGAGACAUUGUUGGCAAUGAUAACGUGCCUACCACUAAGGUUGUUGUAGCUGACCUGGGCUUCAGCUUGGACACAGCAAAGUUUGAAUUGGUGGAAGAUGCCCUGUCUAAGCUCGAUGCUACCGUUAUCAAAAUCGAGUUGUGCCUUCGCCACGGAGGCACCUGUGGCGGCGGUAGUACCGGGGCCGAGGAAGAGACCGCGGUCAUCGGGACGGCCUCCGUUCGAGUGACCGCCAUCCUUCGUGGCGAGAACGAGUGGACGAACGAACUGGCCCUGGGCACAUACACCGCUUCGCCACCGCCCGAUGCAGAAAAAUUGAAGGAGGUUGUGGCGGAAGAGAGUAAGGAACCGGGCUUGAUAGACGAUGCAGCAAUACACGAUGCAUCAUCCGGGCUGCUCGAGUUUGGAGGCUCUACCUCGACAAUACGAGUGACGCUGUUGGCCAACGACGACACGGCUGACUACACAGUCGGAGCCGGUUCUCUGUGGAUAGAUGGAGCCGAAGUAACUGGCGUGCCAGAGAGUUGGAAAAUGUUGCCUCCUCGAGACACCGAGCACCCCACCUGGAACGAUGCCAUCGCCAAGGCACUAUCAGGUCAACCACGGCACGAGUUUUCCAUCUGGUGGGGUGCAGACCCAGUCGGAGCACCAGGGGACAACCUGGAAGACGAGGAAACCGUCAAGGAAUUCCCAGCCAUGAGACUCGACGGGGGGGUUUUGAGGUGGGCGGACACGUUUUCAGUCUACGUUCCUGACGAGGAGUCGGUCAACGUGGACUCCGUCGCAAGUGAUUCGGCGGCGGAUGAGGGAAGUCAAGGCCAAGCGUCCUCUCCUGCCCCUGGGAACGGAGGUGGAGCAGGCAGUACCACAAACACCGACGAAAACCCUACCCCUGCGGUCCCGCGCGACCCGCCCACAGGAACGUGGUCCGUUCUGUUCCCGUCCUUCCAGACAAAGAGCUCGUUCUUGCACCGGACAUCGAUUCGGGAGCUUCGGGAGGCCCUCACUACACCGUGCGGAGGUGGGGAUCCCGAAAAAAAUCUUCCUGCGACUAAGAGCAAGCUGCACGUGAUUCUAGAGCGCCGGGAGAUCCGGCCGGAACCCUCGGCGGACGAAGGAAAGGCGGGCGGCAAGGGGGGAAAGAAGGGCGGCGGCAAAAAGCAGGCGGCAGGCAAGAAAGGGGAAGCCGCCGAGAACCCUCCGCCCCCCGCCGAAUCCCCGUGGCGAUGCCGAGCGGUCAUCGAUCUGGCUCCUUUGGCCCGACCAGCAGCAGUCAUGUCGCAUCCGGCGGUCGCGUCGGGCAGUCUUGUAGAUUCCGACGCGGGGGACUCUCCGCUUCGCGCCGAGCUCCGGGCGACGUUGGCUCUUGCACCACCGCCAGCACAAGACGCACCAAUAGAAGCUACCGCGGAUGACGCGGCUGGGAAGAAAGUGGAAGAAGCGACGGCUCCAGCUGUGGCUCCUGCUGCCGAAGAAGUCAAGGAUACAACCGCGUCAGUGGGCGACGUGUUUGUCCCCAGCGACGUUGGUCCCCGCAAGCCACCUCGGGAUGUGGACGUGGAGCUGAAACAAGAGCUGGACGAGUUCGUGCAGGUGUCGCUUGAGGAGUACGCCAAGCUGUUUCUGGAACCUGGUGCAGAUAUGAGACGGGAAGACAUGCAAGAUCUGUCGGCACAGGACCGAGAGAAGCAUCUCUUUUACGCGCUCAACUCCGGCGGUCUGUACCACUCCUUCCUGGGGCGUCUUAAGCCACGCGUGCAGAGGGUCGUUCGCAAGAGGUUUGGUGCGGUCCCGGAAGACGCCGCAGAGGCAGACGCUUUCAUAUCUGACCUGUACGUACACCUUGUCGAGGAGGCGGCCGUGGUGCUCAACCACAGAAUAAAGAAUGCCGAGACGAAGGCCACUCCGUCGUACAUCACGGCCGAUGCCGACAAGUCGCUCGAGUUGAAGGUGGAACACCUAGGCAUGCUCGCAGAUGACGCAGAGGCGCGCGGCGCUCGAGAGGAGGCUGCGGCCAGACACGAAGAUCGGAUUGAGGCUGCGACGGAAGCGGCAGCGGCGCUUGAAGAGUGGCGACCACUCCUAGCGCGGUCCUGGGAGAAGUACGCUUUUUUUUCUCUCCGGGGUGGCCGCAGCGGACAGCGUCGGCAACACCCACAAGAGGUAGUGCCCAGUGCAAAGAACGGCAAUGUGAGCACGUUAAGGAGCCGCGGUAGCGAGAGCCUAGAUCACGCCGCACGGUGCCUGGAAGAAUGCCUCCGCGUUUACCUGCCGGGGUCGGACGAAUCCCUAGCGGCAGCGUCCGUGCUCGCGGCCGUAUCGAUGGAGCAAGGACAGCUCGACAGGGCGUGGGCGCUCAUGGAGAAGGUGCUUGAACAGCGGCUUCCCAUCCUCAAGGAAGGAGCUGAUGGCAAGCACUGUCUACGAGAGUCACUUGCAACGAGGCUGUGGAUGACGAAACUUGAGGAGAACAACGGCUUCGCUCGGUUAAAUUAUUUCGUCUUCUUUUUCUUCCAUCCUCGGACAGAGGCUAGGGGUGCCAUUGGAGCCAUCGUUUCCGACGACGAACCUAGAACACCCCGGCGAACCGCCGUGCGCGUCAUGCACGACGCCUGCGCUUGGUUGCUGGAGCUCGGCUUACCGGGGAUGGCUCGACGGGCGUUCAUCGUGGCUGAGGAGAGCGAGCGGCUCGCGGUCAAGAAGGCGAAGGAACGCGGCCUAUCCAUCCGGACUCCUACUGCCCUGCGCGAGUCCUGCCGCCGCCUCAAAUGCUACCUCAUCCUAGCCGACGAAGCCACGGCAGCCGUAGCUGCAGACCGGGACAACAGCAACAUUAUCGCUUCGACGGUAGUUUCAGGCAAAGCAGGUUCGAGAACGAACGAAGCAGCCCAGGCAGCAGCACCAGCGCCAGCGGCUGCCGGCAAAGCAUCCGGUGACGAAAAACAAACAAGCGCAUCUGACGGCAUGGCGAUGGUGCCUGGCGCGGUUGAUGCGGAGAGGCUUGCGCAGGAAGCUGUGGAGCUCUCACCGGGAGAUCCCCGACCUUGGCAAGCCUUGGCGGAGGCUUGCGAUGCCCAAGGGCUCAUCAAAGCCACGGAGGCAGCAGACGCUUGGGCUGCGGUACUCGACCGCACGGAAACAGCGUGGAGGACCUCUCCGGCUAGCGGGGAAGAGGCGACACCUCCAACUCCUGCUCUGCGAGUCUACAUGCGGCUAGGGUCGUUAUACAACACUCUCGGCAGGAUCGAGGAGGCCAAGGUGGGGAAAGGGGCCUACAAUUCCGUUGGGCCCGUCAAUUUUGAAUACGCCGCCGUUGUUAAGGCGUGCUUUCUUCGGGCUUGCCGAGCGUGGCGGGCUCCGGGUCCAUGGCUUGGAUGCGGAGCGGCUUGCUUGCGGCUGGAGCAGUGGCAGGAGGCCGAAGAUGCCCUGCAGCACGCCUCUCGCCUGGACUGCAACUCGCCACUGGUGUGGGGGCACCUGGCUCUGCUGCUGCUGUCCAUGGGAGAGGGCAGGCUCCAGGAAGCCGACCGAGCGCUGUCACAAGCUCUCUGCCUGGGCCUCGCCGACUCGUCCCUUCUACGCGAGAUAGGCAACUGCUACGUCGCCGUUGGCCGGUUAGAUGCGGCAGAGGAAGCUCUGCGAAAGUCCCUGGCUGCCGAUGUUAAUAGCCAUGGCAACAAUGGCAACCCGCAUACACGUAGAUGCUUAGGCGACGUUCUCUCUGCCAGGAACUCUACGAGCCAGUUGGCACUAUCCCUUUCCCAAAGUGGCAAGCUCCCAAAGCAUCAAUCAAUGUUGGUAACUGACGAUUGGUCGACAUCCUGUCCCUGCCAGGCCGUGGAGGAGUAUCGGCGAGUGCUUGAAUCUCCAUCCGCCGACGUGAACGAUUCUGAACGGGAGGAAGUCUUGACGCGUUGUGGGAAUCUCCUUCGCAAGAUGGGGAGGGGCGACGAGAUCGACCAGCUUCACCAGGAAGCGUUGUUCUCACGGCAGCAGCAACUCUUGGCAUGA